Juglans regia (Persian walnut) is the source of this 1691-nucleotide messenger RNA. RefSeq names its product 11S globulin seed storage protein 2-like. The record is from RefSeq and is a predicted model, not a curated record. Lineage: Eukaryota; Viridiplantae; Streptophyta; Magnoliopsida; Fagales; Juglandaceae. The transcript is spliced from 4 exons. Gene Ontology annotation, molecular function: nutrient reservoir activity. The coding region runs from base 33 to 1445 and encodes 470 amino acids.
UUUCACCAUCCCUCAAUUUGCUUCUUUUAUCUAUGGCUGCAAAGAUUGUCCUGGCACUAGUGCUCUCUCUGCUAGUUUAUGCGGUUUCCGGGGAAACGAACCCCAGUGCCUGCAUAGGCUCAGCUCAGCAAUGCCGGCUCCAGAGACUGAGGACCGUGGAGCCAACCCGUCGAUGGGAGUCGGAGGGUGGUCGGACUGAGCUGUGGUCGGAAUCUGAGGAGGAGUUCCAAUGUGCUGGAGUUGCUGCGAUCAGGCAGACUGUGCAACCUAACUCACUCUCUUUGCCUAACUUCCAGCCUGCCCCUAUGUUGGUUUACAUUGAGCAAGGUGAAGGCUUGAUGGGGUUGACCUACCCAGGAUGUGCAGAGACUUAUGAAUUAGAAACGUCACAGGAAUUGUCAAGACGCAGGAGCAGCCAGAUGGCACAGCUGCAAGGAGAGAGAUCAAGAAGAUCAGAUCAGCACCAGAAGAUACACCGGAUUCGCCGGGGAGACAUCCUGGCCAUUCCAGCUGGUGCUGCCCACUGGAGCUACAAUGACGGCAAUGAAGAGCUCGUUGCCUUCGCUGUCAUGGAUCUCAAUAACCAUGCUAACCAGCUUGAUCGCAGAUUUAGGUCAUUCUUCCUCGCCGGCGGGGAACCAAGGCAAGAGCAUAUGGAAGGAGAUCGAGAACGCACGAGACAAAGACGUAGCCGUCAGCAGAGAGUAGGCUUCCAGAGUUUAUUCAGUGGAUUCAGUGAAGAACUGCUGGCUGAAGCCUACAACAUUCCAGUCAAUAUCGCGAGGAGACUGCAGGAGGACGACAGCCAGCGGGGGAUCAUCGUCAGGUGCCAAGAAGAAAUGCGCCGCAUGAUUAGACCUGACGAAGACCGACAAGAAGGACAAAGAUGGCUAAACGGGUUGGAAGAAACUGUAUGCACUACAAGAAUUAGACACAACCUGGACACUCAAAGCGAAUCCGACUUUGUCUCCAGACAAGGCGGAAGAGUAAACAUUGUGAACAUGCACAAGCUUCCAAUCCUUCGAUUCAUGGACAUGAGCGCAGAGAAAGGCCAUCUUUUCCCUAACGCAAUGUACACACCGCACUGGUCCAUGACCGACAACAGGGUUGUCUAUGUGUUAAGAGGUGAGGCCCGUGUGCAGAUCGUGGACGACAACGGAAACAAUGUGUUCGACGAGAGGGUUAAGCGUGGAGACGUGUUUGUGAUCCCUCAGUUCUUUGCGGUAACGUCUAAGGCCGGAAACGAUGGCUUCGAAUACGUGACAAUCAAGACGUCCGGUCAGCCAAUGAAGAGCCCCAUGGCUGGCUACACCUCGGUAAUCAAGGCCAUGCCAAUCGACGUCCUCGCAAACGCAUACCAGAUGUCACUCAGAGACGCCCAGAACUUGAAGAACAGCAGAGGUCACCAGAGUUUCCUUCUGUCCUCCAGCCGAUCAGCCUCUUAAAGGAGGGUUUCUGUAAUUCCAUGCAUGCAGCGUUUUACUAAUGGCACCACUACUAGUACUAGUACUACUUAGGCCACUAGACGUACUUAUAAUUAAGCUAGUCCUUCUUGUAGAAUGGAGAAGGCUUUUUUAACAUGUUGAGGAAACUUGACCAGUAGUAUAAACCAAGUCAUGAUCAUGAGAAAAUAUAAUGCACUAGGGCAUGCAGCCUUCAAUAAAUCAAUAAAAUGUGGCCUUUUUUCUCUC